This is a messenger RNA of Paracoccidioides brasiliensis Pb18, 1776 nucleotides long. RefSeq lists its product as uncharacterized. The transcript has 4 exons. The coding region runs from base 1 to 1776 and encodes 591 amino acids. The record is from RefSeq and is a predicted model, not a curated record.
AUGCUAUCACCAAGCAGCGAGCUCAGCAUGGUCAUUUCCCAGACCGUUUACGCUACAGCAAAGUCCCUCAAAGCGGCAUACAAAUGGACUGUAUCAUGCAAGCCACUUGACUCCAUAUCCAUUCGUUCCACUGUUUCCAGUGCCAAAACCCGAAUCCGCCGCCUAUCAUCACAACGCUUGCGUGCCCAAAAUCUUUCAAAACAGGAGGUAGACGAAGAUGAAACGGUCAUUUCCACUUCUCCUACAGCACUGCCGGGAUGCAAAGAACGUGACUUCGAAUAUACUCGCUCCACAGUUUCCAGUGCCAAAACUCGAAUCCGCCGCCUAUCACCACAGCGCUUACACGUCGGAGAUCUUUCGAAACGGGAGGUAUCCGAAGACGAAACUGCCAACGAUAUAUCUCUUGCCACAUUACCUGAAUGCAAGGUACGCGACUCCGAAGAUAUUCUUUCCACGGUUUCUAGAGCCAAAGCUCAAAUCCGCAGCCUAUCACCACAGUGCUUGUACGCUAAACGUUUGUCGAAACGGGAGUUAGCCGCAGACGGAAGUAGCAAUUCCAAUUCUCCUACCACACAACCCGCAUCACCCAUAACAGCAAAAAAAGUCGUUGAAAAAGCGCCUGAAUUCAUUGAGAAAGGGUCUGAUGCCGUCGAAACCGUUUCUGAUGAUGUUGAAGCUGUUCCUGAAGUCGUCGAAGAGGUGUCUAAAACCGUUGAAGGGGUUCUUAAAGCCGCCGAAGAAGUGUUUGAAGCAGUCGCAGAUGAUCGUGAUCCGUCGGCUCAGUUCUCAAUUAAGUCAGAAAAUGCCCCACUUAACUUUGAGAGACUAAACCUCAUUCCAAGUCCACCGCCCUCACCCACGCCCUCAACCAUUGAUGUUUCGUCUAUCUGGUCAAUUGAAUCCAGCGUCCUCGGCGACACACAAGAUCCCGAAGAUGAGAAGACAGGCGGCCCGAAAACCGCACCAACUGAAACUGAAAAACCCGACUUUCACCUCCAAAUCGCAGAGCAACGCCACGUAGUUGAGAUUGAGGAAUUGAAAGACAAGUAUCGCUCGAAAAUCAAACGCCUUGUUGACAAGAAGGAUGAUUACAUGGCGCAGCUAAAUGAGGUUGUUGAGGACAGAAACGUCCUUAUGAAAAAGAAGAUGGUUUUGGAUGCCAAGUACGCUUCCGCAGUUGCCGCCCGAAACAAGGUGAAACUUCGAAGCUCAGAUCGCUCACCAGCAAGCGCAACUGAAGCCAUGCGGGGCGAAGUGGCAGAGACUGGGCUGCAUCUUGCGAAAGCAAGGGAUAAGAUUAGGUCCUCGGACAAGGAGAUCGUCUUUCUGCGUGGACUGGUCACUGGAUACGAAGCGACUUCCAGCGACAACUCCCAGCUCCACCACGAUCUCCAGCAGUCCCGAGAGGAGUAUCGGAAACUACAAUCCCGAUACUCUAAGCUUGAACAGCGGUCUCUGCUCGCACACGCCAACACUCUCAAAGCUAUUGAGAGUGUAGAAAAGCCGACUGUCCAAAUGGAGUCGGCUGCAAACCUCCGCCGCAUGGCCGAAGAAAGGGAAGCCGCGAAAAUUGAGUGGAAGAAUUUGCUCCUUGGGCGUGUUCGCCAGGAGAAGGCCGGUUUAGCCGGUAACUUCAAGGAGACCCUUGCACGACUUCCCACUCACACACAGAGGGUGAAGCUGACUAUAGAGAUCGCCGAGUUCCUCACCACCACCAUCAGCCGCAAUGUGUGCCUGGAGACGGAGAUGUACAAUCUCCUACCCGGCUGUUGUUGA